AUGUCAGGAAUCGCAUCAUCACCACUUCCUUCAUCCCCAGGGUUGGGAGUGAACAGCUCGAAUAUUUUGAGCGACUUGAACAGCUCACAGAUGCCACAGGCAGGGUCGUCAUCGAUGCAAGAGCAUUCGCAAACAACACUUUUUGGAAACUCACAGGCAGCCCAAGGAGAGCCUCAAAGAGCAGAAGAUGAGAUGGAAACAGAUGAAGAGCCACCACCACAUGUUCUCAGACGGCGGAAGGACUUGAGUUCGAUCCCCAGGGUGGUGGAUCUGACCGCGGAGAAGGUGCGGGAGGCGUUUGAGCAGUUCCUCGAGGAGUAUGAGGUGGGAGGAGAGGAGGAAGGAAAAGAGAGAGAAAAAGAGGCAGAAGGGGAAGGAGAGCCGGCAGAAAGCACAAAACCGCACAAGGUGUACCUUGAGCAGAUAUCAGUGAUGGCCAUGUACGACCUGUCGACGCUGUACGUGGACUACAAGCAGCUCCUCACGCGGGAAAACGGGAUUUUGGCAAGUGCGAUCGCAGACCAGUACUACCGGUUCUUGCCGUACUUGGAGGCCGGUUUGCGGCAUGUAAUCAAGCGGCACGAGCCCGGGAUGUUGAGCCGGAGGGCCCCGGUGGCCGACGGGGAGGCGGAGGCUGCUGCCAGCGGCACAAGAGUGUUCCAAAUCUCGUUUUACGGCCUACCCGCAGUGCAUCGACUCCGGGAGCUGCGUGCAGAGAAAAUCGGGGCUCUACUUUCAGUAUCGGGCACGGUGACCCGAACCAGCGAGGUGAGGCCCGAGUUGUACCGUGGUACGUUCAGCUGUGACGUGUGCAAGACUCAGGUGGAGAAUGUGGAGCAAACUUUCAGAUACACGGAGCCCACAUCGUGUCCGAAUCCAAACUGUGACAACCAGAUCUUGUGGACGUUGAACGUGGCGCAGUCGGUGUUUGUUGACUGGCAAAAAGUGCGUGUGCAGGAGAGUUCAGGUGAGAUUCCGACCGGGUCGAUGCCGCGGACGAUCGACGUGAUUCUCCGGGGCGACCUCGUCGAUCGGGCAAAACCGGGGGACAGGUGUCUUUUCACGGGGACGGAGAUAGUGGUGCCGGAUGUUUCGCAGCUGGGUCUCCCCGGGGUGAAGCCGGCCAGCAUCCGGGCCCGGGGGUUCGGAAUUGCGGCGGAGUCCGGUGCCGCCGGGGUGACGGGGCUCCGGUCGCUCGGGGCCCGCGAGCUCACGUACCGCAUAGCGUUUCUGGGCUGCCACGUGUGCCCGGUGGGUCUUACCGAGGCGCCCGGUGGCGCUACCGGGGCCGGCGGAGCUGGUGCCGCAGGGGGACUCCCCGGUGGGGUGCCCGGUGGGAUGCCCGGGGACACCAUGCUCGCCCCAGAGCACGGAAUCUCCAGGGAGGACAACGAGAGGCAGCAGGAGGCAUUCUUGAACACGCUCACGGAGGAGGAGGUCAACGAGCUCAAGGAAAUGGUCGGUGACGACCACAUCUACUCGAAGCUGGUCGCGUCGAUCGCCCCGUCGAUUUUCGGCCACGAGAUCAUCAAGAAAGGUCUGCUUCUCCAGCAGCUAGGUGGGGUUCACAAGCGGACUGUGGAGGGCAUCGAGCUCAGAGGGGACAUCAACGUGUGCGUGGUGGGCGACCCAUCGACCGCGAAAUCGCAGUUUCUCAAGUGGGUGACCGGGUUUUCUCCCAGAGCCGUGUACACUUCCGGUAAAGCGUCCACUGCAGCUGGUCUAACAGCCUCAGUUGUGAAGGAUGAGGAGUCCGGCGAGUUCACCAUCGAGGCCGGGGCCCUCAUGCUCGCAGAUAACGGCAUUUGCUGCAUCGAUGAAUUCGACAAGAUGGAUAUUUCCGACCAGGUCGCAAUUCACGAGGCCAUGGAGCAACAGACCAUUUCGAUAGCCAAAGCCGGCAUCCACGCAACACUCAAUGCCCGGACGUCGAUCCUCGCUGCAGCCAACCCGAUCGGCGGCCGGUAUAAUGCCAAAAGAAGCCUCCGGAGCAAUCUUGCGAUGAGUGCACCGAUCAUGUCGCGUUUCGACCUGUUUUUCGUCAUUUUGGACGAGUGCAACGAGAAAAUCGACACCCAGCUCGCCAGCCACAUCGUUAACAUCCACAUGCUCCGGGACGACGCCGUCGACGCGCCGUUCUCCACCGACCAGCUCCUCCGCUACAUCCGGUAUGCCCGCACUUUCAAGCCUAAGAUGACUGCCGAGGCCAGGGACUACCUUGUGCAAAAAUACAAGGAACUCCGGGCCGACGACUCCCAGGGCUUUGGCCGAACAAGCUACCGGAUCACCGUUCGGCAGCUCGAGUCGAUGAUCCGUCUUUCCGAGGCCAUAGCCCGGGCCAACUGCACGGAAGAUAUCACUCCUCGUUUUGUUGCCGAGGCGUAUGAUCUUUUGCGGCAGUCGAUCAUCCGGGUGGAGAAGGAUGAUGUUGAUCUUGGGAUGGGGGAUGAGGAGGGUGAGGAUGAGAAUGAGGGUGAGGAUGAGAAUGAGGGUGAGAAUGAGAAUGAGGGUGAGAAUGAGGGUGAAAAUGAGAAUGAGGGUGAAAAUGAGAAUGACAAUGAGAAGGACCAUCAAAGAAAGAACGCAAACAAUCACAGACAUCCUAAGAACAAAUUCCUCAUCCCGUACGACAAGUACAUCCGCAUGAUGAACAUGUUCGUCAGGCGAAUCGGAUCCUCCAAGAACUCAUCCGAAGACCCUCAGGGCUACACCGGUUCUGAACUUGUCGACUGGUAUCUUUUCCAGAUCGAGUCCGAGAUCAACUCGGAGCGUGAGUACUGGGCCGAGAGCAAGAUCGCGUACAAGGUGCUUAGCCGGUUGGUUAAGGACCGCAUUUUGAUGAGAGUCAACCCCGAAUCGGUCGACACUCUAGACGAUAUACCGCCGGAAUUCAACAUAGAUGAUGAUAUGCCGGCCAAAGAGCGCAAGGAGAAACUUGAGGGGCUCGCCAAGUGGAGGAAAAAGAGAGAGAUCGAGAAAAAGAUCAGGAUGAUCUACAUCCUACAUCCAAACUGUGCCAUUGUCGACUUCUUGGACCAGGGAACCCAGGAUGAGGAGGCAGAGCACAAUGAGAGCUGA
Brettanomyces bruxellensis is the source of this 3078-nucleotide messenger RNA. RefSeq lists its product as uncharacterized. The coding region runs from base 1 to 3078 and encodes 1025 amino acids. The record is from RefSeq and is a predicted model, not a curated record. Gene Ontology annotation, biological process: mitotic DNA replication; double-strand break repair via break-induced replication; DNA replication initiation. The transcript has a single exon. Lineage: Eukaryota; Fungi; Ascomycota; Pichiomycetes; Pichiales; Pichiaceae. Gene Ontology annotation, cellular component: nucleus; MCM complex. Gene Ontology annotation, molecular function: single-stranded DNA binding; single-stranded 3'-5' DNA helicase activity; ATP binding.